AAAAAGGAUUUCAGCGUUCCCUCCGGCGGGAAUUUGUUUACUUAUAUUACCCCUCUCCGGUAUGUAUUUACUAUUUACCAUUUAGUUGAGAUAGUCAAUCAGUUACUGGAGAAAACUGGUCAAUAAAGAAUACAAAAAGAAGAAAAACUUCUAAUUCAUAACCGUCACUCGGCCUCUCCAGCAAAAACUAAAAACUCCUAAACCUCGAAGGGACGAGGCCUAAUUUGACCACACCACUUUAAAUACACCAUUAAACGUCUAGUACCCAUUCCUGAACACAGGAACCAGCCCCCGAUGUUACACAGAACGUCCAGCCAUAACAAGACAUAAACACACUAACGCACCCCUGACAUAUAACCACCUUUCCUCCACCAGAUGGGGAUACAGAAACCUAUUGUUGCUUUUGAUCAGCCGAUAUCUCCACAGGAACGUGGAGAAAUUUGAAGCAUCACCGUCCCGAACAUCCUGCCUUGCCUCAGUGCUCGGUGAGAGCAUCAGAGGUGAAACCCCUGUUACCCAAACAAGCUGCCUGAGUAAGAACUGCACUCGUGAGCCUCCAGAUGCUACAUACCCCAUCGCCAUUGCAUACUACUUAAAAGAAUAACAAACCACCCAAAAGCUUUGUCCCUAAAUCUGCAGCUUCAACUUCACCAGUAAUCUCAAGCCUAGUCUGAGCCGUUGUUACCGUCUCCCGCCCUAAGACUCCCCCGUCGGUAGCACAGCAUGGUCCUACUCUUUCGGAAGGACGCCCCCUCCCCUAGCCAGUCGACUCACCUUACCUUUUUCAAACGUAGCUUCCAUUGCACUCCGUUGAUAUCAUCCACGGGAGAGGGUACCCCUGUACUGCUUCAAGCGAUGAACAGCAGCCAACUGCCCUCUUUUUAAUUUGUAUUUUGCCAGUAUGACUCUCGACAACUCAUUCUGCCCCACUUCCACCCGCCAAUCGUAUCAAUCUCCAUUUAUUGUGGACGUGGCCAAUAGAUACCCAUAACUCCUGCAAUUUUUGACUUACUCUCCCAUCCCAUUCAAGGACUGCAAAUGUCCUAACCACGUUGAUUACCAGGAACUUUGCCCUUCUCUCGGCUGACGUUGCCCUGACGUGACGGUUUUUCAUCUUAAUAUAAUUUAAACUCUUUUCUAGAAUUACGAAGGGAGGGCUAAUUUUCAACUCAAAGCUGGCUUGCAUCUCAAUGCUCGUUCUUCAACGCAACAUACCCCCUAAACAAUUACCAUGAAAUUUCGAAAGAGAGUGAAAGAGCAAGGAAGCUCCGCAAGGUAUUUUAUAUUACAUGACAGGAACGUCAGAAGACGCGAGGGAAGUCCAACGUCGACCCAAAAUUAAAAAAUUCGCCUUCCCUUGACAGAUGGCCAACACUCAAAGGGAAGGAGAUUCAAUUACAACAAUCGAAAAAAAAAAUUUCAGCUUCAGGCAGGAGGAAAUGAGUAGCACCUUUGCCAAGCUCUUUUUCUUUCUGUUGCUAUUGCUUUUACCGUCAUCAAAUUGUAGCGCGAUAAGAGAUGGAGAAGAGAAAGUUAACGGGGACGAUCAAUGUAUAAUGCGUUGUAACGCCCGGGGAGUUGCACACCAAAUCCAAUUAAGAUUCAACCAUUCGCAUGGGAAAGUUACUCCCAUAGAUCUGGAUGAGUCUUAUCAAUCUUAUGUGGCCAUGAGGAAUCUGACUUCACAAAAUUUACCAAUUCUUUGUACGGUCACAAAUUAUGAAGCUGCAAUUACCGCUGCAAUAAAUGAGGUUACCAGAAGAACCAAAGCGACCGUACUUUGUGCUCUGCCUGCAAAGGCUAAAUCAAUAAUGGAAAACGAAUCGUCAACGAGUUACAUUUCUCGUCAUAUGUAUGAAAUUACUCGCCAAAUUGCUAGUGUAAUUGGCAAUUACCAGUGGUUGAAGCCUGGGACGUUUGUCGACGAUGAGUCGGACAGGGUUAGUGAUUUAGAAAUCGUCACUUUCAACAUGAAUAGCCAUCCAAAGCAAAAUGCAGGUGGGAUUAUUCAAAUGGCUGCUACUCUAUCAUUUUCGACAUCCCGGCCACUUCAGUAUUAUACUGAGUUAACCAUCGCCGUACCAGUAAGAUCGAUUCCCUGGCAGUUUGCCAACACAAGUCAUGACGAGAACCACAGAGAAACGCAAAUAACAGGGUUUUGGAUUGAUAUCUUUAAAGCAGCUGUUGCAAUGAUGCCAGUCAAUACCACUUACAAACUGGUUCCAUUUUACGGUUCUGAGGAUCAAUUGCUGAAGGAAGUUGCUCACGAGACUUUUGAUGCAGCUGUUGGCUUAACAGUAAUUAAAGAGGAACGGUCCCAGCUUGUAGAAUUCUCAUAUCCCUAUCUUGAAGUAGGACCGGUGAUAGUGAUGAGGAAAGAUAUUGAAUUGAACCAAGUUUUUUCAUUCAUGAGCCCUUUCACCGAUGAGAUGUGGCUUACUUUGGCAUUAAUGACUGUCUUCACUGCUUUUGUUAUUUGCUUAGUUGAACAUAGAACUGGUAAUGAAUCUGGUGGUAACUUGCCUUCUAGACAAGUUGGAGCUUUCUUCUGGUUCUCUUUUGCGACUCUAUUCUACGGAGGACAUAGAGAAUCUGCCAGGAGCAGCUUGACUUAUUUUGUGCUGGCCCCAUGGUUAAUCCUGAUCCUGGUUGUCACUUCAACCUAUACAGCAAGUUUUACUUCCAUGAUAACAAGCUCAGAGACUGAGCCAUCUUAUUUGGAUAUAGAAAAUCUCAAGAUAACAAAUGCUAUUAUCGGUUGUGAUGGAGACUCUAUUAUCUUCCGGUUUAUAGUAGAGGUCUUAGGGUUCCAGCCAAAUAAUAUCAAGAACAUUGCUCAGUCUUCAAUUGAUGAUUAUGCCAAGGCUCUAUCAAGUGGAAAGAUAAAGGCUGCAUUCCUUUUGACGCCUUAUGCCGAUGUUUUCCUUGCAAAAUACUGCAAAGGCUUCACAACGUGGAGGCCAUACCGUAAUCUACGUGGUUCUAUAGUUGUGUUUCCACGGGGUUCUUCUUUAGUUCCAGAGAUGUCAGAGGCGAUGCUUAGAUUAAUAAAGAGCGGAAAAUUCAAGCAAAUGCGGGAAGAAAUGUUAUCUUUUUCGGAUUGUUCAAGUUCAACUAUUGAUGGCACCAUGAAACGAGGAAUAGGACCAGGGCCCUUCUCAGGUUUGUUUAUUUUAUCAGGCCUGGCAUCUGCAAUUGCAAUGUUAAUCACGGUCAUUCGUCAGAUGAAAAUACGUUUGGAGAGCUGCAUUCAGAGAAUGUUGAUGGGUAGAGGACUUUGGGUGUGGCUCACAACUCAGUUUUCUCGGAACCAGAGGAGAAAUGAGCUUCAAAUUCAAUUAUCAAGGAUAAGCUCCCCCUCCCAAACACAAGGAUCAGCGGCUCCUGGUACAUUAUUAUAGUGUCCACUAAACCAUCAAAUUGGCAUAUCAUAAAGGACGGGUUAGAUUUCAUUUCCAUUCACUUUGAUUAGAAUAAUUACAUGAGUAGAUAAGGUGACAUGAGUUGCCACUUGACCUUAAUACAAAUGAUAAAAGGUGGUGUGGAGUUUGUAUCAAAGAUACUAAGUAUAUACUCAUAAUUCUUUUGGUCAAAAAAAAAAACCAUGAAUUUUACUUAAUAAC
Messenger RNA from Theobroma cacao (cacao), 3623 nucleotides. Its product is annotated as glutamate receptor 3.5-like. Lineage: Eukaryota; Viridiplantae; Streptophyta; Magnoliopsida; Malvales; Malvaceae. The record is from RefSeq and is a predicted model, not a curated record. Gene Ontology annotation, cellular component: membrane. Gene Ontology annotation, molecular function: ligand-gated monoatomic ion channel activity.